Messenger RNA from Eutrema salsugineum, 1685 nucleotides. Its product is annotated as myb family transcription factor PHL8. NCBI's taxonomy places the organism in Eukaryota, Viridiplantae, Streptophyta, Magnoliopsida, Brassicales, Brassicaceae. The record is from RefSeq and is a predicted model, not a curated record. The transcript has 7 exons. The coding region runs from base 161 to 1102 and encodes 313 amino acids. Gene Ontology annotation, molecular function: DNA-binding transcription factor activity; DNA binding.
AAAGGUCAAGAGAGCAUAUAUUCCCUUCUCCAACAGAACCCCACUCAUGUUUCCAGAUAUGGUGUGAGAAGAAGAUUUAUAAAGAAUUUGAAGGAAAGAAAAGACUCCACAUGUAAGAAAGAAUCUCCAUAUCUGUGCCAACAAACUCAAUAAUCUUAACAUGGGUAAUGAUCACAAGGCAAGGGACACUAAGCCGAGAUUGAGAUGGAGUUGUGAGCUUCAUCACAGAUUCAUCGACGCCGUUAAUCAACUCGGCGGACCAAACAAGGCGACGCCUAAGGGUUUGAUGGGGAUUAUGGAGAUUCCUGAGCUUACUUUGUACCAUUUCAAGAGUCAUUUACAGAAAUAUCGGCUCGGGAUAAGCGACAGAUUCGUUGGUAAGAAGCAAGAUGUUUCUUCAGCUGCAAAAUCCCAAGAAUGUCAGAGUCAAAAAGAUUUUGGGGAUCAAAUAGACAUUAUUGUCACCGAAGAAAAAGAUGACCAACCUAGCAAAAACUUGCAAAUCAAGGAGGCGAUAGAAAUACAAUUGGAAGUCCAGAAGAAGCUUCACGAACAAUUCGAAGUGCAGAGGCAGUUACAAGUGAGGAUUGAGACACACAGGAAAUAUUUACAAUCAGUGUUUAUGAAAGCGCAAGAAACUCUCUCCGGUUACAAAUCUUUGAAUCUCGUUAUAGACGACCUUUAUGGAGAAGCAUCAAUGGAGAAUAGAAGCUGUGUCAGUUCUUGUUUUUCCGGACUGACGCAAGCAGAUGAGGAAGGAGGAGAGAUAGAGGAAGAAGAACGUUUCUUGAGGUCCAAGAAAUCAGAAAACAGAGGAAUUGAACCGAGUAGAAGUUCAGUUGACAGAUCAUUGACGUCAUCUGAGAGCUCAAAUAUCAAGAAUGAAUUCGAUUUUCAGAGCGUUACUAGGAGAUCGAACGAGCUUCAACUGAUGGAGAUCAAACCAGUGGAAGUGAUAGAGCGGAAGAAGAGAAGGUGGAACGAUGUCUUUUGUGGGGAACAACCUCUUCGAAAGAGAGCCUCUGGAAGUGAAGACGGUGAGGACUUGGGACUGAGUUUGAAUAGUUUCAAGGACGUGGAAACGUAUUCCAAGUCCAACUAAUAGGAAGAGGGUUUAUGAAACCUUUUCUUUUAAUAAGAAGAUGUUUAAAUGCAUAUCGUGGGUAGAUUAUCCGUUCAUGUAUACAAAUAUGUAGAGUUUAUGGGUGAGAAUGCGAAUAUAAGAUGUUUCCACCGUAAUGGUGAAUUGGUGAUGGUAACAUUGUUUGAUCUGGUGGCACAAGACCUGUUGUUGAAUCCCAGAAUUAGGGUUACAGAAGAAGAAUUUUGUAAAACCGUGUGCCUCUUUAUCCAUUUUUGGUUCCUUUUUCUUCUUGUUUUGGGGAAAGUUUCGAGUUUUUUUUGUUCUCUCUCUUUUCCCAUGAAAAGUUUGGGUUUUUGGUCUGUCCCGUUUUUCUAAUCUCUGUUUUGUUUCUUGAAUUCAUGUAUUAUAAAAGUUUCGAGUAAUGGUUAGAAUUUCAUGGGAUUUGUCCGGAAAGAAGAAAUAUUGCAGUAAGGAAAAAAAAAGUUCUUGAAAAUCCCCAACUUUAUAAUACAUGAAUUCAAGAAACGAAAUAGAUAAAAGACGAAGAAAAAAAAGAAGGAAAGACUAAAAACCCAAACUUUUCAUGGGAAAAGAAAAAAAA